Messenger RNA from Lottia gigantea (owl limpet), 480 nucleotides. RefSeq lists its product as hypothetical. The record is from RefSeq and is a predicted model, not a curated record. NCBI's taxonomy places the organism in Eukaryota, Metazoa, Mollusca, Gastropoda, Lottiidae. The transcript has 2 exons. Bases 1 to 480 code for a protein of 159 amino acids.
AUGGUUGCCACAUCUGGUAUUUGUAGUCAUGCCGUUAAAUCUCAAAGCUUGGUUGUAACUUGGUACUUUUCUAUUGAAGUCAAUGGUGCCUGGAGUCUUUGGGGUGAAUGGGGAGACUGUUCUGUUACUUGUGAAGAUGGUAUAAGAACAAGAACCAGACAAUGCAACCACCCCCCAGCAUUGCAUGGUGGUCGACCCUGCAAAGGGGAAGACCAACAAACCAAACCCUGUACCUUAUCACAGUGUCCAAUUGAUGGUAAUUGGAAGCCUUGGCAGGAAUGGCAACAGUGUAACGUCACCUGUGGAGGAGGCACACAGAUUCGUGAGCGCGAAUGCCAGUUACCCAAAUAUGGGGGUGCGACGUGUAUGGGUAGUUCAGUUGAACCCCGCGAAUGCAACACUCACAACUGUCCAAGUAUGGAGAUGGUCUUCAUUUUAAAGGAUUUUUAUAUAUUAACAAUAUUAAUACACGCUUGGUAA